Hydra vulgaris (swiftwater hydra) is the source of this 6459-nucleotide messenger RNA. RefSeq lists its product as uncharacterized. The record is from RefSeq and is a predicted model, not a curated record. Gene Ontology annotation, molecular function: metalloendopeptidase activity. Gene Ontology annotation, biological process: proteolysis. Lineage: Eukaryota; Metazoa; Cnidaria; Hydrozoa; Anthoathecata; Hydridae.
UUCCGAAUUCAUGGUAUAUAGUUUAACUAAAAGAUAUAUACUUUUUUACUAUUUAAAGUAAUGAUUAAUUUGCGAUUAACAUGUUCAUCUUAAAAUCUGUAAUAAUACUCUUACUCGCGUUUUGCAAAUUAUUCGCACUAGUCACUGAUUCAACAGACACGCCUGAAGAGGUGGUCUUUCCAAUUCGCCAUCAUAAAACUCGAUUGAAGAAUGAUUUAAAGACUUUAAACGGGGACAGCCAUGAAAAUUCUGCAACAUAUGAAAUUAAUACAAAGAAUGGAGGAUUUGUUUUUGAUAUAACAAAAGAUGCAAAAGUAUAUCAAAGAUCAAUUUGGGUUGGAAAUUAUGUUAGUUCAAAAACUUUAAAACAUAACAAACUUUUAAUAUCAAAGCAUAUACCAGAUGAUUGCUAUUACCAUGGGAAAAUUCGUGAUGUUGAAGACUCUUAUGUUUUCAUUAGUACUUGUAGUGGCGGAUUGAUAGGAACAAUAGAUAAUGGAAAAACAAUUCAUGAUAUAUUGCCAACUUUUGAUGGUAAUAAACAUCGUUUAAUAAAUGCUGAUGCAGUUAUUCAAAGAUCUUUUGAUAUAUUGCAAAAUCUAUCUUACAUAGAACAUGGUAGAGAUCAAAGAAAAAAUUUCAGAUUUCAAAGAAGUUUUUUUUUAUCUAAUCAAACAAUCUUGCUCAAUAAUGUUGAUUCGCAGUACGUUCCUUAUAUGACACACAAAGUGCCUCGAUAUAUUGAAGCAUUUGUUAGUUGUGACCACAGAAUGCUACCUAGGUAUAAUAAUGAUAGCAAUUUGCUAAUUGAAAGAGUCUUAAAUUCAUUUGCUCAAGUUGAUAAGGCUUAUCAAGAAAUUAAUAUACGACUUAUUGUAGUUGCAAUUGAUAUACAGAAAGAUCAGUCAUCAUUUCAACGAUUUGAAAAGGGUGGUAUGGAUUUGUCAUCUUUUAAAAAUUAUGUAAACAAAUUUGUCAAAAAAUCAUCUGGCUUUAAAGAUGUUAGUUUUGAUGUUGGAAUAUUUUUGAGUCACAAAAGUUGGUCAGAUAGUUUGGGAAUGGCUUAUGUUAAUUCAAUGUGUGAAGACAGUGCUGCAAGUGUUGUAACUUGGAAUUAUGACAGUAUAAGUGGUCCUACUUAUGUGCUUGGGCAUGAAUUAGGGCAUAACAUGGGAUUCUAUCAUGAUAAUAUAAGUUGUACUUGUUUAACAAACAAAGGGUGUUUCAUGGGGGCUUCCAAGUCUAUCAAACCAGGUUUUUCUGAUUGCAAUAUAAAAGUUAUUCAAAGGAAUACUUACCCUUGUCUUACAGACUAUUCCUAUACAUCAAUAAAAAAAGUUUGUGGAAAUGGGAUACUUGAAGACGAUGAAGAAUGUGACUGUGGAACUUUUGAGAUGUGUUUAAGAAAUGGAGACAAUUGCUGUGAACCACAUGGUUGUGUUUUAAAGGCACAUGCUCAAUGCAGUUACAUUAAUAAUCCAGAAUGCUGUUCAACUGAGUGUAUUUACAGAAAACAUGGAACAUUAUGUCGGGAAGCUGAUGGACCUUGUGAUUUACCAGAAUACUGUUCAGGAGAUAACCCUAAUUGUCCAAAGGAUGUAACAAAGCGCAAUGGAUUUCCAUGUAGCAAUGGUAUUAAGAAAUUUUCUGGGCCUGUUGGAAACAGUAACUCUAUUUCAAAACUUUCUCCGCAAAUAUCUCUCAGGUAUUUAAAAAUAAUUCCAAAUCAAUGGAUUGAUAGUGAUUAUGCAGGGUUUAAGCUUGAUGUUCGUGGAUGUCCAGAUGCCAAAGACUAUAUUUUUCGUCCAACUUCAAUUACAUCUGCUGCCUUCUAUUACCAUGAUCCAUUUUGUAUAUCUCCUCAAAUAACUUCUUGCAGUGAACUGGUACCUGAUGGAACUGUACUGAAGUAUAUUAAUAGAGAUACUCAUUCUGGUCAUUGUGAGCAUGAUUAUAUGAAGUUUUUGUUUGCUGCUGAUGGAUCUUUAACUCAUAAUUGUAGUGGAAAAUUUGUUUGCAUCAAUUCUGAAGAUCAUUUAAUUUUGAAUGCAACAUGCACAGUUGAAGUUCCGAAAUUUAGAAGGACUAAAGAAAGAUCUCUUCAAAAUAUUCAAAGUCAGAAAUGUGUUCGAUGUGUUGCCAAUGGUGAUGGAUGGCCAAGUCAUAAAUGCACAGUGGGGUUAGAGUCAAAAUGCAUUGCGAAUUAUUCACAAAAAGUGAUUAUCAUGAAUAUUUUAGAAUGCGAUGUACCAUUGGGCUUGAGUAACAAGGCAUUACCAGAAUCUUCAUAUUCAGCUGGAAGUUUUUAUAGUAAAGUUUAUAAUCCAUCAAAUGUUAUUCCUGAUGGUAAUGGAUGGCGUCCACUGAACAAAGGUGAACCAAGUUGGCUCCAGAUUGAUUUUGGAAAGAUUGUUCGUGUUGGAACAAUUGAAAUGAUUAAAGUAUCUUGGGUUAAAAUGAUUGAUUAUACCAUAAAGUAUUCUCAAAAUAAUAUUGUUUGGUUGGAUUACAUGGAGACUGAUCCAGCUAUGAAAAUGUAUACAGAAUCUUUAUGUUUUUCUGGAAACUGUGUUCCAUCACUUAUUAAUCAAUGUCGUAACUUAUGGCAACCAGAUGCUACAGUAGCUUCAGACAGCUGUUGGAAUAACAUGAAUACAAACCUGGAAGGUUUCGGAACAUGCUCACCUAUUAGCAACACCUCAUGCUCUCAAAGUAACAUAAAAUGUGGUCAACUUCAGUGCGACGCAAAGCAUAAUGUUCCUGUUCGUGUUCCUGAUUAUGGGAAAAGUUAUCAGAAAUUUGUGUAUGAUGAGCAACAAUGCAGUGGGGCCUCCAUCACAGAAAGUGAACAGAUUGGGCUAGGAAUGGUUUCUGAUGGUUCUAUUUGUGCAGAAAACAAGUUUUGCUAUAAACAAGAAUGCAAGUCAUUAAACGAACUUGGCUUUAAAAGUUGUUCAGUUGUUGGAAGUAAAGAAUGUUCAGAUAAUGGGUUUUGCUCAUCUGAAGGAAAAUGUUUAUGUAAAAGUGGAUACAACCCUGACAACGGUUGUCAAACAAAGCUAAAUCCUAUUGAUGGUGCUUGGAGCAGUUGGUCAGAGUACACAAAAUGUUCAAAAGGCUGUGGUGGAGGUGUAAAACAAAGGUAUCGUUUCUGUAAUAAUCCAAUUGCUAAGUAUGGUGGCAAGGAUUGUGUUGGUAUAGUGAAAGAAGACUUAGUAUGCAAUUUGAAACCUUGUCCAGUUGCUGAGUCGUGCAAAGUAAUAAAAUCAAUUCUAGAAAAGAAUGACCAACCAUUAUAUGAUGGUGUCUAUACUAUUACACCUUCAGAAAAUUUUACUUUAAAUGUAUAUUGUGACAUGACAAGAGAUGGAGGAGGCUGGACUCUAAUUGUUUCUUCUCAUUCUAAUACAUGGAACACUACUAAUGUUUGGCUGAGAAAUAUUAUUCAACCUGGUUUGUAUAAUGACUAUUCCAUACUAAAAUAUGCAAACAAACUUAAAUCAAGUUAUAAAAUUAUAGACUCUGUUUUUAAUUACAGAUUGGAGGCCAACGAAAGAGGUCGGUGGGGUGGUAUUUUUUCAGCACCAUCAAGGUAUAACAUAUCAUCAACAAAUUUUGCACAGAUCAGUGUGUCACUUGUACAAAGAUUUGAUGAUUGGAACUUUUCUUCACAUAGCAUCCAGCAGAGACUUCCAUAUGUCUCUGGACACAAGUUAACAACAUCUGAUAAUUCAUUAACUGAUCAAAAAGAUUCAUGGGGUUCUAUAACAGAUAACCAGUCCAGUAUUCAUACAUCCAAAUGGAUUCAAGGUUCUAUGAAGAUGAGUUUUCCAGAACAUAUUUGGUAUUGGGUUAGGGAGGGGGACUACAGUCACCCUUCAUCUUGUCUUGAAUUAUUUUUUCGUAGUUUAGCUGGCUUGAUGAAAUAUUCAAGUGGUGUUUAUGAAAUCGAAAUAGCACCAGGCUACAUUGUGAAGACAUACUGCGAUCUAAAUCGACAUGGUGGAGGGUGGUCUUUAUUAGCAAAUGUUGUUUCAAAAAAUUGGACUUUAGAAAAAUCGAAGUUUUAUUCAUCUGAAAAUUUGUUAGAUGAAGACUUUUCAAUUAUUAAAUACUUAGAAAAAAUUAAGAUUAAAGACAACGGCGAGAAUUCCUACCAAAUUAUGUUAGAAGCUAACAGUUCUAAUGACAAUGGAGGAAUUUUUGCAUUACCCGUUAAAUAUAAUAGUACUUUGUGUUCCACUCAUUUCAAACCAACAAUUUUAAAAAAAUUUGGCAAAUGGAAUGUUGAUGUUGAAAAUAUUUCCAAAUAUCCGAUUUGUACGAGUGAUCACAAUGGGAUAUUUUUAUCUGCCAAUUCUAUGAAAGGUGCUGAUGAGUUUGGAGUCAUAAUAGGUCAAGGAAAAUACAUGACAUCUAUUGAAACACCUUCUUUCAUAAGGUUGUGGAUCCGUGAAGGAGGAAGUCGUCAUUCUUGCAAUGAUUUGAGGGUUCAUGGACUUCACAAAGGACAAAUGCAUAAAGAUGGUUUUUACAUGCUAGCUGAUAAUCAACCUGUUUAUUGUGACAUGACAACUACUGAAAAUGAAGGUUGGACAUUGAUUGUUUCAUCAGCAUCAAGUGGAUGGACACUAAAUGAGAUUUAUUCACGUAAUUCAGAAAGCCCUUCUUUAUUUGACAAUUUUUCCAUUUUAAACAAAGCAAACACUAUUAAACAUUUGUCAAAUAAAAAAACAUUUAAAUAUAUGAUAGAUGCUCAAGAAAGAAGAAGAUGGGGAGGUAUCUGGGAGUCACAAAAAGAGUAUUCUUUGACAUCUUCAAUAUCACAAAAAACAAAGUUUCUCAAACAGUUUGACACUUGGGAUAAUCACACUUGGUGGAAAGGGCCACAAUCUUUCUUACCGUGGAUAACAAAGGGACAAAAAGGUCUGUUAGUUACUAGUCGGCAAGAUGUUGGUGGUUCAAUUAUAUCAAAUGAUUCUUUAUAUUAUCCAUCUGAGUGGAUUCACAAUGAGAAAAUAAAUCCAGGAGUAAUUUGGUACUGGCUAAAUGAAAAUGAUUGCAACAGUAACUAUAAACCAGUUGACGGUCAGCUAAGUCCUUGGAGUUCUUGGUCUACAUGCUCUUCAUUUUGUGGAGGUGGGAAAGAAGAAAGGAAAAGAUACUGUAUUCCACCAAGUUGUGGUGGUUUGCCUUGUUCUUUGUCUACUAUCGACUAUGAAGAAAGAGCAUGUACAGGAAAGUGUAUUGUCACAAAGAUACAACUUCCAGGAGAUUUAUACUGCAUUGAACCUGACUCUGGUGGCUGUAAACCGGCUGACAAUACUGUUCUUGUCUUACGCCCAAAGUCUACUUAUUGCAAAAGUAAUUUAUCUGAUUUUGUUUUUAAUCCGGCAACAGGUUCCUUAUUUCAUAAUUGUAGUGGAAAACCUGUUUGCUCAAGAGAUGGCUACAAAAGAGGUCAUAAAAUGGUUCUUAGUUCUCUCUGUCCAAAACCUGAAUUGCGAGUUAAACUGCAACGGACUUUAUGGCACUCAAUUCAAGUACUAGAUGUUUGCCUUGACCCAUUGGGCAGUACUUUAGGAAACAACGUUAAUUUAGGGCUCUGGGGAAGUUGCCAUGAGGCGAAACGCAAAUUUUUGAUGCCAGGAUUAGGGGAUGGUCCAGUAGUUGUCACAUUGUUUCAAGAUGUUGUUAGCUUACCAGCUUUUAAAUCUGAUUUACGUUAUCCGAAUCAUCCAACAACAAAAGGUCGUAUUGACAAUUUAGACCUUCCAACGUAUACUUUUUCUAAAAGUGGAAUUCGUAUGUUUACUUAUUUCAAAGCUUCUCAAUCGGGUUUUCACACGUUUGUUAUUUCUUGCGAUGACGUUUGCGAGCUGUUGUUUGCGACUGAUGCAUCAAACCGCAGUUCAGUUACAAAAAUUGCAGGAACAUCCGCUUUUACUGAGAGAUUUCAAUGGAAUAAGUACAUUGAGCAAGAAUCACCGAUCGUCAAUUUAACCGCUGAUACCAAAUAUUACAUGGAAAUUAAUUUAGUGAAUAUUGGUGGAUUAGGUCAUGCUGCUGUCGGUGUAAAAAUGCCGAGCGGAGAAAUUCUGGCACCUAUAACUUAUGACUAUCUAUACUUGAACAGCGAGUAGAAUAACGAACUAUAUUUAAAAUAUAGUUCGUUAUUCUAAACGACGUUAAAAUUUUAUAAUUGAUUUGUGUUUAGUAAAUAAUAGAUAUAUAAUAAUAAUAAAUAAUGAAGAUAUAUUUAAUGUAAUAUUAUAAUUUUUUUUUUGUGUUUUACACAUUUGUUUACUUAGUGGUCACUUAUCUGCUUAUUUUUAUUUUACGAUUUGUUUUAAAUUUUUUUUUUACCUUAAAGUUAGUAGUUGUUUUUUUAACUGCUUGGUUAUGGUCUAUUCUUGUUUUUUUUGCUUUUGUAUAACCUUAAGUAAAAUGUAAUUAUCA